AUGUCAUUUGAACUGCUUGCUCCUUUGAAUACCCCCAUGCCGGGGGAUGGCUAUUGCUCUCUUCCAUCAGAUUCAUCUCCGUCUCUUCACGUUGUUCUGUUUCCAUUCAUGUCGAAAGGCCACGCCACCCCACUCCUCCACCUGGCUCGCCUCCUCCUCCACCGCUACAUCCCCGUCACCAUCUUCACCACCCCAGCAAGCCGUCCCUUCAUCUCCAAGUCCCUCUCCGACACCACCACCGCCUCCAUCAUCGACCUCCGUUUCCCGGAAAACAUCGCCGGCGUACCCCCUGGCGUCGAAAGCACAGACAAACUCCCCUCCAUGUCUCUCUUCGUCUCAUUCGCCACCGCCACCAAAAAGAUGAAACCCAGCUUUGAAAAAGCUCAGAAGAACUCAGCCUCCAAUUAUGAUAUCCCACGGCUGGUGUUUAACGUCCUGGGCAACUUCUCCAUGACCUUGUCCCGACUGGUGGUUGUGAAUCGGGUUCAAUCGGAAACUGACUCGGCCGAUGAGUUAUAUAUGGUGACCGACUUCCCAGGGAUGAAGCUUACAGCAAAAGAAUUGGGGCCAGCGUACACAGACCUUGAAGCAGAGGGUCCUUAUUUGAAAUUCGUGUCAGAGAUGGUCAGAACGUCGUCAAAAAGCUUUGGUCUAAUUGUAAACGGCUUCUAUGAGCUUGAGCCGGUGUAUUUUGAUUACUGGAACCACCGGUUUCAACCCAAAGCACGGUGUGUUGGACCACUUUGUCUGGUUGAGCCACCGAGGGUCGAGUCCGAAAACUAUCAUAAACCACCAUUUAUGCUGUGGCUAGACCAAAAGCUAGCUCAUGGAAAAUCAGUUCUUUACGCUGCAUCUGGGUCUCAAGGAGAAUUUUCUUCUGAACAGUUUUGA
Messenger RNA from Ilex paraguariensis (yerba mate), 891 nucleotides. NCBI's taxonomy places the organism in Eukaryota, Viridiplantae, Streptophyta, Magnoliopsida, Aquifoliales, Aquifoliaceae. The record is from the annotation of a GenBank genome assembly.